AGAAGUGGACAUCUUUACCAACUCAACCUUGUACACCAUGGGAACCAUACUCCACAAGCAAAAGCCCCAAGACAAAGAAUUCAGAUGCCAUAUUUGUGCAACAGAGAUGCCAUCAACCAAGAGAUUCAAGAGCAACGCUCUGUGCAGCCACCCCUACUGCCAUGACUGCAUCGCCAAAUUCGUCGAAGCCAAUGUAGCAGAUGGCGCAGCCACUAUUAAGUGCCCUGCCCCCUACUGCAAUCAUCAGCUGGAUCCUGUCUCGUGCAGCCGUGCAGGCCUUUUUUGGGAUCGAUAGAUGCUACUGCCCGUACAGAGACUGCUCGACGUUAGUCCUUAACGAGUGCGGCGGCCAGGUGAAGAAAGCUGCGUGUCCCAACUGCGGGAGGGAAUUCUGUUUCCAGUGCAGGGUUCCGUGGCAUGCAGGGUACUGGUGCAGAGAAAGCAGGCAGAGGAGGAACAGGGACGAUGUCCUGUUCGGGAUGCUGGUGGAAUGGAAGAAAUGGAUAAGGUGCUACAAAUGUGGACAUGCAAUUGAGAAAAGUGGUGGUGUGGGUAUGGGUAACUUACUGAAUAAGCAAGUUCCCCAAGAACGCGAAGAAAGGCUUAUUCAAUCGGUUGCAGAUGAUGAUGUAGAAGAAGGGGAUUCGGAAUUCACUUGCCAAAUUUGCAUGGAAUCAAAACCAUCCACCGAGAAAUUCAACAACACUCUCUGUCGCCACCCCUUCUGCCUCAACUGCAUAACCAAAUACAUAGAAUUCAAGGUAGGAGAUGGUGUCGCCACCGUCAACUGUCCUGCAGUCGACUGUGAUCACCAGCUGGAUCCUCUCUUGUGCCACUCUGUUAUCUCAAAACCCCUGUUCGAUCGGUGGUGCGAUCGUCUCUGCGAUUGUGCAAUUUUAGGAAUUGAUAGGUGUUACUGCCCGUAUAGUAACUGUUCGAUGUUAGUCCUCAACGAGUGUGGCGGCACGGUUAAGAAAGCUACAUGUCCUGAUUGCAAGAGGGCAUUUUGUUUCAACUGCAAGGUUCAGUGGCACGCAGGGUACUGGUGCAGCGAAAUGGCAGAGAGGAGAAACCGAAACGAUGUCCUUUUUGGGAUGCUAGUUGAAGAGAAGAAGUGGAAAAGGUGCUACAGAUGUGGGCAUGUUAUUGACAAAAUUGCUGGCUGCAGAGAAGUAAAAUGCAGAUGCGGGGAAAUUAUCUGUCAUGAAUGUGGAAGAGCGUUCGAAUACUUUUCCCAAUGUUGCAAUCCAACUGACAAUAACAUAUAUCGUUGCAUGCUUUGUCUUAUACCUUGCCACUAGCUAUGUUGGCCGGUUUUAUGUUAUUGAUGCUGAUGUUCUUGGUUAUAUCUAAGCUUCAUUUUUUAAGUCUUUUAUUGUAACCAUUCAGACAGAUGUUCUUUAGCUAGUAGUUAUUAGCAAUGCCAAUUGAUUACAUUAUUUUUAUACUAAUAUAUGUUAGCUUUCACC
Rubroshorea leprosula is the source of this 1469-nucleotide messenger RNA. Lineage: Eukaryota; Viridiplantae; Streptophyta; Magnoliopsida; Malvales; Dipterocarpaceae. The record is from the annotation of a GenBank genome assembly.